AUGUCGUCUUCUCCGCCUGCACAAAGUACGUCCUUUGACGUUUAUGCCAAGGCAUUUGUUCCGGAGUUUCUGCUUGCCAUUAAUCGCGCUUAUGCUUUGCACACCUUUCCUGUCCGUGACCAAUCUUUCCACAUAGACUUCGCUAAAUAUGUCCGCUCGUUCUCUGGUACGGACUUUUUGGAACCGCUGGCUCCCGAGGCAUCGAAUUUCCCGCCCCAGAAAUUUUCGAAAGCCCGAGUUUUCGAGCAACUGACGCCGUCAAGCUACCAAGAGUACUUUGCUCAGUGGAUGCGGGUGGAACAUCGUGCCCUUCAGUCAUCACAGACCCAAUAUGACUUGCAUAAAAUUGCAUUGUCGUUCUCCAGGGCUCAAAAGAAUUCGAUGACGGUACUCCAUGCAGAUAUUGUGGUCCCCGGGCUUUCAGAGAACAGCCCUUUCGUUCGUGUUGGUGACAUUGUUCAUCUUCGACCACUCUUCUUUGACAUCAGGGGUGAAGCUCUUAAAUAUGCACAAAGCUACGAACGCGGUUCUUUCAUCGCUUCGCCAUUAUAUCUUCCGGGAUGGAAGGGCGAUCUAUUUCAUGCCGAGGUCAUAGCUGUACAGCGCCACAAGGAGACAAUCACCAUCAGACUAAAUCUUACCGACGAUAACGCUAUCGUACUUCAACAAGAGCGCCUUGGAACGUACUUUAACGUACAAUUCCCGCCACGUGAAAGUUUACAGGCGGCAUUAUGGAGAGCUGUUCAAAUGGCGAGCUCGUCCUUCGAGCCUCAUGCAAGGGCUAAUAGCUCCGCUGGUAUUAACGAGCUGACUGGCAGACAGAAUGAAACCUGGCUUCAGAAGAUGCUGUUCCCCGAGACGGCAUAUGGUAAAAAGCAGCUUAAGCUAAAUUCCAUGCACUUUAGCUUUCAGCCUAUCGACAGCCAAUUAAAUCGUGAACAGCUACGGGCAGUUGAGUCAGUGAUAAAGAAUAACUACGGCGCAGUUCCAUUCCUUAUUCAUGGGCCUCCCGGUACCGGGAAGACCAAAACUAUGGUUGAAAUAGCUUUACAGCUUCUUCGCAGUGAUUCGGCAAGGCAUAUCUUGAUAUGCGCACCAUCCGAUCCUGCAGCCGACACUCUCACUGAAAGACUCAGAACUUCGUUAACCCCGGACGAGCUAUUUAGAUUGAAUUCUCCAUCUAGGACGUUCGUUGAAGUCGCUGACGGAUUAAUGGCAUUCUGCUGUAUCGAAGACAAUCACUUCAGCAUUCCGCCAUUCAGAACGAUGAUGAAAUACAAAGUCGUUAUUACAACAUGUCGUGACGCAGAUCUUCUCGUUCAAGCUCGGCUUACGAAUAGAGAUAUUCAUGAAUUCAGUACCUCUAUGCUCUCUAUACUCCAAGAUUCUGAGGAAAUGAAUCCAGAUACACCUCUACACUGGCAAGCUCUGCUCAUCGACGAAGCGGCGCAAGCAACUGAACCAGAAUCGUUGAUACCGCUGACAUUAAUAUCACCACCCGCUCUCACUAGUGGUUUCAAGGAACCUAUUUUCGUUAUGGCUGGGGACCAGCAGCAACUUGGACCUCGCACAGCAUCACAUGAUCCUAUCAUCCGGCGUAGUCUAUUUGAUCGGUUGCUAAGUCGACCGCUAUAUGCUGAGCAUCCACUAGCCCGUCAUCGGUUGGGGUGCGGCGUCUCUGCUAUGCGUCCUCUGACCAAGGCAAUGCUCCCCAUCAUCAGACCUCCGUUUUCAAACUUGCUCCGGAACUAUCGAUCUCAUCCGGCAAUUCUCGCAGUUCCGAAUGCGCUCUUCUAUCAUGACACUCUCUCGCCUGAAGCCGUAAAUACAGAUUCACUUCUAGGCUGGAGAGGCUGGAAAGGGACUUGGCCCGUAAUGUUCUCGCAAAAUAUCGGUCAUGACGAGAUUGAGAAGGAUGGCGGUGGUUGGUAUAAUAUGACUGAAGUUAAAAAGGCUUGUGAGUUUGCGUCCUCGCUACUUCAAUCCGGGCUUGUCUAUCAAAACGACAUUUGCGUGAUGAGCCCUUUUUCAGCACAGGUUCGACGACUAAGGAUCACGUUCCGCAAACUUGGAAUGCAAUGGGUGAAUAUCGGUCCAAUGGAAGCCUUCCAAGGCUUAGAGAGCAGGGUAGUGAUACUGUGUACCACCAGAAGUAGAUCAAGAUUUCUAGAUCAAGAUAAGUCGCGAGGUUUUGGUAUUAUUCACGAACCGAAACGGUUGAACGUAGCUAUAACCAGGGCAAAACAUGGGCUGAUUGUUAUCGGAAAUCAGGAAGUGUUGUCCAUCGAUCCUCAUUGGAGAGCCUUCUUGGAUUUCUGCAUCCGGAACGAUCUGUUCGAUGGGAGAGUCGGGGAGGACACUUUAUCGGUCGCACGUGGAGCUCCUAUCCCAUAUUUGGAGAGAGUAUUGAAAGAAAAGGCUCAACAACCAGAGACUACUCUAUUAGGCAUAACUGGAGAAUUAGACGACGACAUGUGGAUUCGAGGAGUUACAGAUGGUAUAUCAGAUGAUGAGGAUGAGGAUGAUGAACACGUCGACUGUGAAAAGGAAUUUGAGACCGAUUAUUGCGGAUCUCAAAGCGAGCCUGAGACAAAAGAAGACGUGGCAAGGUGAACUGAAACGUAGAGCUAGGAUGGUUGACAAAGGAUUUGCCGCGUGCACUUUAAUGAUGUGUUGUUUAGUCAAUAGUAUGCAAUUUCAGAAGCGAAGCUCUCCU
Verruconis gallopava is the source of this 2716-nucleotide messenger RNA. RefSeq lists its product as uncharacterized. Gene Ontology annotation, biological process: regulatory ncRNA-mediated post-transcriptional gene silencing. Gene Ontology annotation, cellular component: cytosol; P granule. Gene Ontology annotation, molecular function: helicase activity. NCBI's taxonomy places the organism in Eukaryota, Fungi, Ascomycota, Dothideomycetes, Venturiales, Sympoventuriaceae. Bases 1 to 2613 code for a protein of 870 amino acids. The transcript has a single exon. The record is from RefSeq and is a predicted model, not a curated record.